Corythoichthys intestinalis (scribbled pipefish) is the source of this 5188-nucleotide messenger RNA. RefSeq names its product MAGUK p55 scaffold protein 2b (gene mpp2b). Bases 374 to 2017 code for a protein of 547 amino acids. Gene Ontology annotation, molecular function: protein binding. NCBI's taxonomy places the organism in Eukaryota, Metazoa, Chordata, Actinopteri, Syngnathiformes, Syngnathidae. The transcript has 13 exons. Gene Ontology annotation, cellular component: plasma membrane; cell-cell junction. The record is from RefSeq and is a predicted model, not a curated record.
GAGAUAGCUCACAAAUUUUCGCUGACAGGAGGUUCAGUACCUCAGUAGUCUCGAUACUCCGGUCUCUGUUGUUGCACAGGACCGUCACGUUGAUUCUCCAUCAACGAUCCAUAUUGAAUCACCUUGGAGCAACGGGACAAUUUAAACCUCAAGGAAGUGUUUGUUCUGUCUUAAAGCAAGGUCUCGUUGAAGAUAAACACGUUUGGUGGGUUGCCUUUGGCGUCUUCAAGUAACUGCUCGGAUUAACCAGGACCUGCCGCCUCCACCAGCAGCACCACCGAGUCGAGCGGCGUCCACAAGCCGCUCUCAGGGACGCGGCAGCCGGAUAAGUUGCAAGCUUGGCAGAAGAUACAAGGAGGAAAUAAAUCAUAAAAUGCCUGUGGCAACAUCAUUUUCUGACUCCACCAUGCAUCAGGCUUUGGACACCCUGAGUGACAGCAUCAGCUCCACAACUGCCAAUGACCUGGACCUCAUCUUCCUCAAAGGAAUCAUGGAGAGCCCAGUGGCUCAUGAGCGCUUUGAAGAACCCAAGUUGGAAGCAGUGAGGGAGAACAACGUGGAGCUGGUCCAGGACAUCCUCAAGGAGCUCAACCCUCUGGCACACAGGAGCCAAGCAGCUGAAGAGCUGGUCCGCAUCCUGAAGGAGCCUCACUUUCAGUCCCUCCUGGAGACCCAUGAUUCUGUCGCUUCCAAAAACUACGAAACGCCUCCUCCCAGCCCUUGCGCCUUCAUGGACGCAGCCCUCAACAAUCAGCCGGUGCCCCCUGAUGCCGUGAGGAUGGUAGGCAUCCGCAAGGUGGCUGGUGAGCACCUGGGAGUGACGUUCCGUGUGGAGAGUGGCGAGCUUGUUAUCGCCAGAAUCCUCCACGGCGGCAUGAUCGACCAGCAAGGUCUACUUCACGUGGGGGACAUCAUCAAGGAGGUGAAUGGCAAGGAAGUGGGCAACGACCCCAAAGUCUUGCAAGAGAUGCUGAAGGAAGCGAGCGGCAGUGUGGUUUUGAAGAUUCUGCCCAGCUACCAGGAGCCCCACACACCAAGACAGGCUUUCGUCAAAUGUCACUUUGACUACGACCCAUCUCAUGACAACCUGAUUCCAUGUAAAGAGGCGGGACUGAGCUUCUGCAGUGGAGAUAUUCUGCAGAUUUUCAACCAGGAAGAUCUGAACUGGUGGCAGGCCUGCCACAUCCAGGGAGGAAGUGCAGGUUUAAUUCCCAGUCAGCUACUGGAAGAGAAGAGGAAAGCGUUUGUGAAAAGAGAUCUGGAGCUCGUUACUACAGGUCCUCUGUGUGCUGGGGUGGUUGGCAAGAAGAAGAAAAAGAUGAUGUAUUUAACCACCAAGAAUGCAGAAUUUGAUCGUCACGAGCUGCGGAUCUAUGAAGAGGUGGCCAAGGUGCCACCCUUCAGAAGGAAGACGUUAGUUCUAAUUGGUGCGCAGGGCGUUGGCCGUCGCAGUUUAAAGAACAAGCUACUGGUGUUGGAUCCUCAGCGGUACGGCACCACCAUCCCAUUCACCAGCAGAAAGCCAAAGGUGGACGAAAGAGACGGGCAGAUGUAUUCCUUCAUGACCCGCAGCGAAAUGGAAUGUGACAUCAAAAACGGACGAUUCCUAGAGCACGGUGAAUACGACGGGAACUUGUAUGGUACUAAAAUCAACUCCAUACACGAAGUGACGGAAACGGGAAAGAUCUGCAUCCUGGAUGUCAAUCCACAGGCUCUCAAAGUCCUGCGGACAGCCGAGUUCUUACCCUACGUCGUGUUCAUCGAGGCUCCGGAUUUUGAGGUCCUUAAAGCCAUGAACAGGUCGGCAAUAGAGUCAGGAGUGGUGACUAAACAGUUAACGGACUCUGAGCUCAAGAGGACAGUGGACGAAAGCGAGCGCAUCAAGAGGGCCUACGGACAUUACUUUGACCUCUGCAUCGUAAACGACGGCCUAGAAGCCACGUUCCGAAGUCUACGCGCUGCCAUGGAAAAAUUGUUAAACGAACAACAGUGGGUGCCCGUCAGCUGGGUCUUUUGAGUUUCAGAGCACAGCUGAGGAACGGUCGGACCAUUGAACACCCACUGCACCAUUCAGAGGCGGAAUUGUGAAGUGGUAUCUUUGAACAGACUUGGUGUUGUAUUUAAUUUUUCAUCAUACUGUCAAUUUUGAAGCGGUUCUAGAGUUGGCUUUUGGUUUUUAGUGCAAUCGGUGGGUGUGUGGUAAUCACAAACUUGGUUAUAAACAUUGUAGAGUAGGAACGGGACAGAUCGUUGAUUACUGACUCCCGCCUCGAGAUUUGUUCUUGUGUCUUUGAGUGGUAUAAGGAGUAAAUUAAAGCACUACUUUACAAUUAGACCACACCAUGAUCUUGCUAAACGAAGCUCUUACCCCUCAUACCUGUGCAAUAAUCAUGCUGUCCAAUCAGUAUCUUGAUUUGUCACACCUUUAAGGCUGUGCGCACCAACAUAGAUUUACAUAUAUAUGUAUAGAUAGAAUAUAUAUAAUAGAUUAUUUUAAAUUCUGUGUCAUUCCUUGGUACCAAAAUGCUACCACUGUGCAAUACUUUGAUAUAAGACAGAGCUUUGGGACUAAUACAAAAACGGUAAAUGAUGGAGUAUAGGUGCCAAAAUAUAUUCUGCAAAGAAUCCUAACCGCUAUAUUCGCAUUUUGACGCAAACGGUGUGCACUACUUGGCUGUGACCACGGGGGACGCUGUUGAUUCCGUAUCCAAGAGUGUGAGGUCAAAGAACAAUCAAGUUCGAAUUUGAAACAAGCUCAAAACGUUCUCCCACUAAAAGAAAUAAGGUAUUAAUUGGUUACGUGAUUGUUCAUUUUCAGCCUAGUUGAUCGAGAAAAUGUAGUAUCGUGGUGAUUCCUAGUGAAGAAUCAUAUGUUUUAGUAUGUAAAACGUUAUGGGAAAAAAGGGUCUAUACAUUUUAGCUUUCCAAAUCCUAAGUAAUUUCGUGUCAUGUUUACAUUGGAUUGCUAUAAAGGCUACUAGACGAUGGCAAAAUACCAAAUGUGAUAUUUGUAUUAAAUUCCAUAUAUUUUACCACCUCGCCAUAUACUGUAUAGUAGGAUUGUAUUUUUGGACAAAUGGGCUUAUUUGUGUUUCUUCAUUUGUUUGGAAAAUGAACAGCAAUAGAAACAUACUGCACAUUUGACACAUUUCUCACACAUUAAACUGAAGCUCUCGACAUAAAAAUCUAGCCACUUUCAACUUGAAUAUUAUUGACUACCAUAGCCUGCUUUGUUUACUUGUAUUUGAAGCACUGCGAGUUUCAAACCAGGUAAACACAAUCUUAGGAGAAACAAAUUACGCCAAACAUUCAAUACCUUUUAGUGAUGUUGUUAUUUGUGAUGUACAAACAGUCCAAUACAUACUUUUGCCUUAACAUGCUUCAAAGCCAAGGAUUCAUAGAAUAUUUAAAUACCGUUCCAACAAUUACAAGCAUCUCAUAUUUAUUUUACCCUCAAACCUAUAAGUAGUGAAUUGUAAUAAAGAUUAUACUAUCACUCAAAGACGGUGUUGGUGUGGCUGGUGUGUAGCUGGAGGACCAUCUCUAUGGAGAUGCUGACAAGCUUGUUUAUUUUAAAAACACACUAUUUGUUGGCAAGAGUUCACAGCUUCUAAGCUGGUGGGUUCACAAGGGUGCUGGUGGAGGCUGACGGACGUCUCGAGGGUGUCCUCCAAUGAUGAAGAGCCAGAGGCAGUGUGAUUGGAUACAUCUCGUAGGCAGGCGGUGGGCCCCCUGGCCAAACACUUGUCAGUUUGGGGUCAAACUGGAAGAGAUUUGAGUUUAAAUAAUAAUCCUUCUCAAAAAAAUUAGUAUAUUGUGUAGGGCUGUCAAACGAUUAAAACUUUUAAUCGAGUUAAUUACAGCUUAAAAAUUAAUUAAUCGUAAUUAAUCGCAAUUAAUCGCAAUUCAAACCAUCUAUAAAAUAUGCCAUAUUUUUCUGUGAAUUAUAUAUACACAAGAUGGAUAUAUACAUUCAACAUACGGUACAUAAGGACUAGUGGUGGUGGUGGUAUACUUGUAUAGCGCUUUUCCACAUUUCAAGGCACUCAUGGGCAUUUCACUCUACUGUCAUUUAAAUCUGUCUAUGCUGUCCUCACUCCGAAGCGUCUACUUUUUCCAAAGCUAGACAGCUAGUGAACGAUGCCUUAAUAAUCAGACUUCUUCCUUUUUCAUCUGAUUUAUUAAUAAAAUGGCCUCAAACCAUUGUCCUCUUUAGACCGUCUUAAAACAACCAAAAAAAAGUACACAAGCAUUGCAUUAGCAACAACGUUAGCUUAGCACGCUAUACAGGUUAACUAAACAUAAACAAAAAGCGUCUCAUACAAAAAAUAUAACAUUUCGCUUACUAACAUAAUAUGUACAUUCUUUACAACAACCAUACUUACGGACAAAUCUUGUCCAAGGAUAAUAUAAGCACAACAGAGACGUCGUGCAGCCAUAUUGAACUGGCAAGAAAUCAAUAAACCAUGUCGCAAAGCGACCACAAGAGUUCGCUGUUAGACAGCACAAAAAGCCUUGCUGUAAAACUUACCAAAAGGCAGAAUACUGUCUGAGCGGGACAUGUGCGUUAAUUGCGUCAAGUAUUUUAACGUGAUUAAUUUAGAAAAUUAAUUACCGCGCGUUAACGCGUUAAUUUUGACAGCUAAUAUUGUGAUAAUGUUCAAUAUUUUCUGUAAUGUACUGAUAAACCUUAGACUUUCAUAUAUUUUAGAUCCCUUACACACAACUGAAGUAGUUCAAGCCUUUUAUUGUUUUAAUAUUGAUGAUUUUGGCAAAAAAGUCAAGAAAAACAAAAAAUCUCUAUCUCACAAAAUUAGCAUAUCAUGAAAAGGUACUCUAAAGAAGCUACUAACCUAAUCAUCUGAAUCAACGAAUUAACUCAAAACCCCUGCGAAAAAUUCCUGAGGCUUUUAAAAACUCCCAGCCUGGUUCAUUACUCAAACCCGCAAUCAUGGGCAAGACUGCCGACCUGACUGCUGUCCAGAAGGCCAUCACUGACACCCUCAAGCAAGAGGCUAAGACACAGAAAGAAAUUUCUGAGCGAAUAGGCUGUUCCUAGAGUGCUGUAUCAAGGCACCUCAGUGGGAAGUCUGUGGGAAGGAAAAAGUGUGGCAGGAAACGCUGCACAACCAGAAGAGGUGACCGCACCCUGAGAAAGAUUGUGGAGAAGGGCUGAUUCCAGACCUUG